UUUGUUGAUAGUCGAUUGACGGCAUUCAACGGUUGUCGGGAGAUUUUGGUGCUGGUGACAUCAAGCACUCAACAUGGCCUGUGUCGGGCCCGACGAAAGUAUAACAACACCCAAGGAAGUGAUUAGUGGCGUUCCAAAUUUCGGGUGGAGAGUUAAAUUGAGCCAUGAGUGCAAAGUAAAAUGUGCCCCUUUUUCUCUACCCCGCCUUAAUCAGAUCCCACAGUAUGCCGGCCUGAGUUUGAGGUAUUUCCGAUUUUGGCUUGGUAAAAAGAGGCAAGGUCGGCAGCCAUUCAUUGAUCAUCUAAACCAGAUGAGCCACAAAUCUAUUUAUGGCUGUCCCAUAGGAGGCAUAGGAUGCGGCACCAUUGGACGAGGAUAUCGAGGAGAAUUUUGUCGUUUUCAGAUAGCUCCAGGUAUCUACCACUACAAAGAAGUUGAAGCAGAUCAAUUCAUUUUGACACUACGCCGCAGCAACAAGACUGUUUACCAGCAAGUAUUAUCAUCACACAAGAAGAAAGGGAAGGCUCUGAAAGCAUGGAAAUGGGGUUUCCCUCGUGACAAAGCCAUCUAUCAUGCUUUAUAUCCAAGAGCAUGGACAGUUUAUGAAAUCCCUGAGGAGCACAUAAGACUGACAUGUCGCCAGAUCUCACCUAUCUACCCACAUGAGUAUCAGGAAACAAGCUUGCCUGUAGCAGUGUUUGUUUGGGAGAUUGAAAAUCUUGGUAAGGAGGAGGUAGAAGCAAGCAUCACCUUCACUUUCAAAAAUGGUCAAGGUAUCAAAGGAGAUCAAGCAGGUGGAUGUUGGAAUACUCCCUUUUUGUGCCAGUACAGCGAGGAAGCUGACAACAGCAGCACAGUGAAGGGGAAUGGUGGCGGGGCCUUUGCUCAUGGUGUUACUAUUCAUCAAACAAUCAGUGGCCUUCCUUGCACUUAUAAUGUUGCUGCUGCCUGUAAGCCAGGGGUAAAAGUAACACAUCACACAGCCUUUGACCCUAAUGGUUCUGGACAUAACAUCUGGAACAACCUCUGCAAUAAUGGUUGUCUUGGCAGUUCACAAGCAGAGGAGACGCCAAAAACAAGUGCAGGACAAGAGAUAGCUGUUGCUGUGUGUGCUGGAAGGCAUAUAGCACCUGGGACCUGUGGUCAACUGGAUUUCUGUCUUGCCUGGGACAUGCCAGUUGUACAGUUCAGUGCUGCUGAAAAUAAAUACACCAGGCGAUAUGCUCGAUGGUUUGGUGCCUCGGGUAAUGCAGGACCCAGACUGUGUGCACAUGCUCUGACAUGGUACCCUGAUUGGGAGCAAAAGAUUGAAGAUUGGCAGAAUCCAAUUCUAGAGAACAAAAAUUUACCAGCAUGGUAUAAAUCAGCUCUGUUCAAUGAGUUGUACUUUGUAAGUGAUGGUGGCACAGUCUGGUUAGAUCCAGUUGAAGGAUAUGCAAAAGCAUCACCUCAUGCUCUUGUGCAAGACUACAGCAAAUUUGCUUAUCUGGAAGGUCAUGAAUAUAGAAUGUACAACACAUACGAUGUGCAUCACUAUGCGUCAUUCGCUCUGAUCAUGCUGUGGCCAAAACUUCAACUUUCUCUGCAGUAUGAUUUUGCUGACACUGUGAUUGAUGAGGAUCCAAGCAGAACAAGGUACCUAAUGAGUGGUGAGACAGGAGUGAGGAAAGCAGCCAAUACAGUGCCUCAUGAUGUGGGAGACCCAGAAGAUGAGCCUUAAAAGGUGAAUGCAUACAUUAUCCAUCCUACAUACGACUGGAAGGACCUGAAUCUCAAGUAUGUUCUUCAGUGUUACAGAGAUUACAGUGCUGUCCAGGACAAACAGUUCUUGGCAGACAUCUAUCCCAGCUGCAAGGCAGUGGUGGAGAAAGCCAUGACUUGGGAUCGUGACGGGGAUGGAUUGAUUGAGAACAGCGGCUUUGCUGAUCAGACAUUUGAUGCUUGGGUCAUGUCAGGUGCCAGUGCCUACUGUGCGGGAAUGUGGCUGGCUGCCCUGCGCAUGCAGAUUGAAAUGGCAGCUGUCCUGGGUCUGCAGGAAGACAGGGAUCGCUAUGCUGAUGUUCUCAACCGAGGCAAAGAGGCUUUUAACAAAAAGCUGUGGAAUGGUCGUUACUAUGACUAUGAUACCAGUAACAGCGGACAUCAUGAUAGCAUUAUGGCAGACCAGCUGGCUGGGCACUGGUUCUUGAAAGCAUCUGGACUUGAAGAUGACUCUGUAUUUCCCCCAAAUCAUGUGACAACAGCUCUUAGAACUAUCUAUGAGAACAAUGUGCUAAAGUUUGGCAAUGGCAACAUGGGUGCUAUCAAUGGAACAACACCAGCAGGCAUCAAGGAUCUGAGUUCUCCUCAGUCUGAAGAGUUCUGGACUGGCAUCACAUAUGCUUUAGCAGCCAACAUGAUACAAAUGGGUAUGACUGAGGAAGGUUUUCAGACUGCAUGGGGCUCCUACCAUGUUUGCUGGGAGUGGCUGGGCUUGCAGUUCCAAACCCCUGAGGCAUACACCACUAAUUGCUCUUACCGCUCCUUGGGCUACAUGCGACCGCUUGCUAUCUGGGCCAUGCAGUGGGCCCUGGAGAAGUUUAACCCUCAUUGCUUGAGUACUGGUGACACAUGUAGUGAUAAAAGAGAAUUGUCUGGGACAGUUUGAUAAAUGUGACACUUAGGUGCUCAAGAUUCAUUUGUUCAUAUUCUUAUUUUUGUGAACUGAACUUACAGCAGGGUCAGUUGACCCAACAAACAAGGACAUUGGAAUUCCAGUUGUAAAGAUGGUUCUCCCUUUUCAAAUAUUGUACAGAAUAUGCAUUUUCUUCCUUGUAACUUUGCUAAGAUGUUUGAACUUUGUUCACAGAUUUAAUCAUUCAAGGCAUAAUACUUUCAAGAUAUAUGUUUUACUUUUCCAACCUUCAAAACAAAAACCUUACCGAAAAGAUUUUUACCACUUAGUAAUAUGGACAUAAAGUUUUGUCAUAACUGACACCAGUUUGGCUAGUUAAUCUGAUCGUACAUUUGCCCCACCAUAGUUUGUCAUUUGUCCAUAACAGCAAACUUGAUCACUGAUCUCUGCAUAUUUCAAUAAAACUUCACCUUGCUGUGGUCAGUUUUUGAGAUGCCAUUGCCACGAGACAUAUACAGAAGAAUCCAUGAAUAGAUUUGAAUUGGGGAUGUUUAACUUUGCAAAGUAUCAGAAGGUAUUCAGUUAGAUGCUCAUAGGGUGUCUGUUAAUAUCUACAAACCCUUCAAGUGGUAUCAGAAAGAUUUUUAGAUGCCCUGAGGUGUACCUUGUUGUAUAAUCUUAUUUUCUACAUACUUUAAUAAAAUAUGUUUAUGGAUAGAGAUUUUUUUUUUUAUUCGUGGUUUAUUCACGUAGGAUGUGGUCUGCUUAUUUGCCUCUUCAAAAAGUAAGAUCUCACCUCAGUCCUCCAUGACCUGAAAAGGUUAGGGGAUGACCUUUACCAUUUUUUAUUGUUUGGUACUUAGAUGUCCUUUAUUUUUUAUAUUUUUUUCACCUUUCAGGCUUGAUAAUUUUCACCAGAUGUUUGUUGGCAGGAAAUAUUUCUUUCCACGUAUGCCAUUUGUCUUAUGAUACCCAGAUGUUAAAUUAUACCUGAACUCUUCAUCUUCACCCAAAAGUUGACUUUGAUUGUUGAAAUGGCUGCUUAGUCCCUGCUUGCUGAAAAAUCCUAUUUCACUUUAAGAUGCUUGAUCUUUAGUUAAUCUGAUGUUCAUGAUGGCAAAAGGAAUCAGAAUAUUGGCACUAGGUAUAACACAAAAGAAGGCAUUCACCUUUUUCUGAAGAUAUCCUGGUAAGCUUCUCCCUCUUCCUGGUUAUGACUGAUAAUAAUAGUUAAUUUAUGUAAUGGUUUACCUCACUAAUAAAUGCUAGCUUAAAGCGCUUUACAAAAAGUGAAAACAUACAGACAUAAUAAUAAUAAUGGAAGCUGGUCUUAAAGCAAAAAAUUCAUUGCAUACCCAGUUAGUGUAUCUACUCAUAUGAAGAAGGUGAAUGCAAUCAACAUAGAUGUGGUCUGCAGCCUUGGAAUCUUUGAUGUCAAUAAAGCUCUGCUUCGAAAAGUAGCUGAAAGUUAUGAUGUUUGUAUGGAAAGUCAACUCAUGCUCUUUGAUGCAGUGGCCUAACUUUUGCAGUCAGAAGUAUCAUUUCAUCAAAAUCUCUUGUUAGAGCAUCAUACAAACAGUCAUUGCCAUCAGCCUUAGAUGUUUAAUCUUUUGUUAUAUCAAUAGUAGGUUCCACAGCUAGUAGUAAUAUUAGUUACAUCUGCAGUAGGUUCCACAAUUAGAAGUAAAAUUUUGAGAAUGGUUGAAGUCCUUUUCUGGAGUGCUAAGAAUUCAAGCUUACUCAGACUUUGUGGUCUUUCUCAGAUGAUUUUAUAAUAGAAUUAACAUAUUUUGUCAACAGUAAAUAAAACAGUCCUUCAUUUUAAGGCAAAAGCUAUUUUUUUCUAGCAAUAUACAUUUAUAGGACUAUCAGUGAUAUUAAAAGCAAUCACAAUAUUAUGUGUUGAGGGAGAAUACUAUUUUCAUUUUAAAUUAUAAAACAGAAGAAAGGAGUUUAAGUCAUAACACUGAAGUGUCUCUUUGUUUUAUUCUGAAAUUUUAACUUGUUUGUUUAGGUUUAUUGUGUUGGAGACAUUUUUGAUGUGGAAAUGAGGCUGACCUGACAGAGUUGCUUUGUUCUCCACCAAUUUUUCUGCUUUUUUGUUUAUUCGUAUUAUAGAUUUCUUUUUAUUGCAUGUUGUGUUCUUGGUUCCCUCAAGCUUUAUUUUGUUUUUUCAUAUACUGCUUGUAAUAGCCCUAUUUUCUGUUUGUUGUCGAUUUUACUUUAAUGGCUGCCCUUCUUCGCCGUUAUAUGCAUGUUACACCUAAUUCUUGUUGCUCAUCUUGUUUCCUCUUCUCUGAAACUUAGCACAGCUUUACGUCCUCUCCAACCUGUUGUCGAACCGAGUAUUGUCUGUUAUAUGAGAAUAAGACUAUGUGGUUGUUGGUGAAUUAGCUUACUUCUGUAUAUCAUUUCUGUACAGCGCUUUGAGAAAAUUGUUUGAAAAGCACUCUAUAAAUGUUCAUUAUUGUUAUUAUUUUUAAGCCAAGAGUAAAUUAAGUUCCAGUUCAUUAAUUUAUUUUUGUAAAUUGCCAUUCCAAGAUUUCCUUGUUUGCUUUGCGGCUUUCUCUCUGUUUAACAAAAAAUUAUUUCUACCAUGCAACAACAAACAAUUCACUUGUUUUUAAUGUAGUUUUGGUUUUGUGAUAUGCUGUCUGCUUCAUGACAGGUGUAUGUAACAUGCAAACAAUAUUUACUGUCACUGACGUCCUCCACAAAAUGUGUUUCUUUUUUCUUUCUUUUUUUUUUAAGCUUUAUACCAUGAUUGUAAACUCCUUUUUAAAUACCAGCCAAGGUACCCUACUUCGCUUGUGCUGUUUUCCGCUGGGAUUUCAUUGACAACUUUGGAUAUAUCACUCAUUUGAUUGUAGCUAAAUAUGAAACAUUUGUUCUCUUAAUGCCCCUUGUCAAGCUGACAGCUCAUGUUCAACAAAUGGUGCACUUUCUAAGUGAAAGAGCGGAGAAAAAUAUCACCAUGUUGCCAGCGUCUCUCUCCCUCGCCCAUCCCUCGCUGUCUCUCCAGCUUUAUCAUAUGCUCGCUUCCUUCCUCCUCUCUCCCUGCAACUCAUUGAAUGAUGUCUCAAUUACAGUGUCAAAAUAUGCUUUGUGCAGACGUGUGUUGAAAUUUCUUCUUCCUUAUAGUAGGUUUUUAUUUGAAGCCACUGGUAACAUAAAAAGAGUGAAAAAUAAACCAUCCUCUGAAGCAAUGUA
Pomacea canaliculata is the source of this 5824-nucleotide messenger RNA. Its product is annotated as non-lysosomal glucosylceramidase-like. Gene Ontology annotation, biological process: carbohydrate metabolic process; glucosylceramide catabolic process. The record is from RefSeq and is a predicted model, not a curated record. Lineage: Eukaryota; Metazoa; Mollusca; Gastropoda; Architaenioglossa; Ampullariidae. Gene Ontology annotation, cellular component: membrane. Gene Ontology annotation, molecular function: glucosylceramidase activity; beta-glucosidase activity.